Molecule: messenger RNA, 1057 nt
Organism: Nanorana parkeri
Lineage: Eukaryota; Metazoa; Chordata; Amphibia; Anura; Dicroglossidae
Gene: MAD2L1
Product: MAD2 mitotic arrest deficient-like 1 (yeast)
Exons: 5
Coding region: 87-698 (203 amino acids)
Biological process (GO): mitotic spindle assembly checkpoint signaling
Cellular component (GO): cytoplasm; kinetochore; nucleoplasm
Source: RefSeq, a predicted model, not a curated record
GGUUUGAAGCGAAGGGCGCGAUUUCCCAGAUUCGUUCGCGGUUGGCUUCUAGUGGACCGGGUGACGGCCACCAGGCCAACAGAGAGAUGGCGGGGCAGCUGACACGUGAAGGGAUCACUCUGAAAGGCAGCGCGGAGAUCGUGUCCGAGUUCUUCUUUUUUGGCAUCAACAGUAUCUUAUAUCAGCGUGGGAUUUAUCCUCCAGAGACCUUUACCCGUGCACAGAAAUAUGGGCUCAGCCUGCUAGUCUCUACAGAUCCGGAUCUAAAGAACUACUUGGAUACGGUGGUGGAGCAGCUGAAAGAUUGGCUGUACAAAUGUCAGGUCCAGAAACUGGUGGUGGUGAUUACAAGUAUCGACAGCAAUGAAAUUCUGGAGCGCUGGCAGUUCGAUAUCCAGUGUGAUAAAACUGUAAAAGAUGACAGUGUCGUCAGGGAUAAGUCUCUAAAGGUUAUUCAAGAAGAAAUCCGGUCAGUCAUCAGACAAAUCACAGCUACAGUAACAUUCCUGCCAUUGCUGGAAACCGCUUGUGCCUUCGACUUGCUAAUCUACACAGACAAGGAUAUGGAAGUGCCUGAAAAGUGGGAAGAAUCUGGGCCUCAGUUUGUUUCCAACUCUGAAGAAGUGCGCCUUCGUUCCUUCACUACCACAAUCCACAAAGUAAACAGUAUGGUGGCCUACAAGAAGAUAGACUCUUAGAUUUCUUUAUUUUUUUUAUUGAUGUACAGAAAGCUGCUUUGUCAUUGUCUCUGCUGCAUACGUCACUAGUGACCUUUGUCCUGAUGUAGCUUUUAAUUGUCUCUUAUCGCUGAUCUGGGAUUUUGAUCUAAAUUGUACAAUAAUUGGGGAGGCUAUGUGGGCUUUUUAGGCUUGCAUACAAAUUAGUAGUGUGAAGAGGUUUCCAGUUUAUUAUUCUAUUUUUGACCCGGCAGGUUACUGUGAUUUUUGUACUUUUUAUCAGGAGAAUGUUCCUGCUGCUUAGAUGUUACAUUUCCUAUCGAACAAGAAACAUUUGGUCCCGCCAUUACUCCCAGAUCUCUCCUCCUGUUUUAUUUAUA